AUGGCAACGUCGUCGUUUCAUCUGUCCUUCUCCUCCUCCCUCCUCUUUUCUCCUCUCCCCACCACCACCGGUGGCGCCGCCACCCGUCGUCUUCCCAGACUCGCCAUAUUCUGCUGCUCUUCCUCCACACCCACUGCCACUCCAUCAUCAUCAACAGUGACCUUGCCAAAGAAAAAACACUGGAAAGCAGGAGAAUACCCGGGCGUCACUGAAAUCUUCAUUCCACGACUCUCAAACAGUAACAACAAGAGAAGAACUCCCAUAAAGAAUAUUAAGAAGAAAUUGGAUAAGAAAAACAAUGCCAAGGCAUGGGUCAACACUGUCACUGAAGCCCUCUCUGAUGCCAUUGACAAAAAGCAAUGGCUCCUUGCCCUUCAGGUGUUUGAGAUGCUAAAGGAACAGCCCUUUUAUCAACCGAAAGAAGGGACAUACAUGAAGCUCCUUGUUCUUCUUGGGAAAUCUGGACAACCAGAACAUGCCCGUCGACUUUUCGAUGAGAUGGUUGAAGAAGAACUGGAACCAACCUCAGAACUUUAUACUGCCUUGCUUGCUGCCUAUUGUCGGAGCAAUCUGAUCGAUGAAGCAUUUGCUGUGCUUGAACAAAUGAAGGCUCUUCCUCUCUGCCAGCCUGACGUAUAUAGCUUUAGUAUCCUGAUUAAAGUUUGUAUUGAUGCUUCUCGUUUUGAAUUGGUUGAGUCCCUCUAUGAUCAAAUGGCUGAAAGAUUAAUAACUCCAAACACUGUUACUCAAAAUAUAGUGUUGAAAGGUUAUGGAAAGGCAGGGAAAUACGAACAGAUGGAAAGGGUGCUCUCCGGGAUGCUUGAGAGCACCACGUGCAAACCUGAUGUGUGGACUAUGAAUACUAUUCUUAGCGUGUUUGGUAACAAGGGUCAAAUUGAAAUGAUGGAAAGAUGGUAUGAAAAAUUCCGCAAUUUCGGAAUUGAGCCAGAAACACGCACUUUUAACAUUCUGAUUGGUGCUUAUGGGAAGAAAAGGAUGUACGAUAAGAUGUCUUCAGUAAUGGAAUACAUGCGUAGGCUUUCAUUUCCUUGGACGACAUCAACAUACAACAAUGUAAUCGAGGCAUUUUCAGAUGCAGGUGAUGCCAAGCACAUGGAGUAUACAUUUGAUCAGAUGCGUGCUGAAGGCAUGAAGGCAGACACCAAGACCUUCUGCUGCCUCAUCAGAGGGUAUGCCAAUGCUGGUCUUUUCCAUAAGGUGAUCAGCAGUGUUAAAUUGGCUGGAAAAUUAGAGAUACCUGAGAAUACCUCGUUCUUUAAUGCUGUCAUAUAUGCAUGUGCAAAGGCAGAGGAUUUAAUGGAGAUGGAAAGAGUUUUCAAGCGAAUGAAAGAUAAAAGUUGCCAACCAGAUGCCACAACUUACUCUGUUAUGAUUGAUGCAUAUAGAAAAGAAGGUAUGAAUGAUAAGGCCUAUGAUCUGGAGCUAGAAAAUCAGAUGAUCAAUGCUGAUGCUGUUUCUGAAAGCGACCGUGAUGUUGAAGCAGAUGCUUCACUGAAUGUCCAAUAA
This is a messenger RNA of Fraxinus pennsylvanica, 1527 nucleotides long. Lineage: Eukaryota; Viridiplantae; Streptophyta; Magnoliopsida; Lamiales; Oleaceae. The record is from the annotation of a GenBank genome assembly.